This is a messenger RNA of Trichobilharzia regenti, 360 nucleotides long. NCBI's taxonomy places the organism in Eukaryota, Metazoa, Platyhelminthes, Trematoda, Strigeidida, Schistosomatidae. The record is from the annotation of a GenBank genome assembly.
AUGGAGCUGUACUUAGAUGUUCAUGUGCAUAUUUGUAAUUUGGCUGCACAAACUGGUGUUACACGCUUUUUACAAAUACAUGAUAAAUGGAUGUAUAAUAAAACUGAAGGCAUAGAAAAAGAUUUCAACGCGUUGAGCACAUCCAACUUUACCCAUCUGAUCUCAGAAAUAUCAUCCAUUGAUGACGAAGAAGAUGUGAAUCAAAGGCUGCUGUCGUCUUCUUUUAAGCGACUUUAUCAAGUAAACUCUUUCAACGGGAUACAAUUUCAUUUCAAUUGGAAGCAAACGUACAGAUUGCUUGAAUUCAAAAGUGUUCCACGACUGUUUAUCUAUGAAAGAAUUAAUUUCACCAAAAAUUAA